Episyrphus balteatus (marmalade hoverfly) is the source of this 1053-nucleotide messenger RNA. RefSeq lists its product as uncharacterized. The record is from RefSeq and is a predicted model, not a curated record. The transcript has 2 exons. Lineage: Eukaryota; Metazoa; Arthropoda; Insecta; Diptera; Syrphidae. Bases 108 to 1001 code for a protein of 297 amino acids.
UCUCAUAUAAGUUUUUAAUUUUAAACAAUUAAGAUAUUUUUGGAAAAUAAUGAAUUUCAACUGAAAAAGUUGUCCUCUAGAACACGCGCUGAAAACCUGAAUUGAAAAUGAUUAAAGUUGUAAUUCUUUUUGUAGUGUUAAUUUGUAUUGACAAAUUUGAGCAUUCAGCUAGUUUCAAAUGGGUCCCAUAUAAAUCUGGCGAUUUAAUGCCUCUAAACGCCAUCCGGUUGGAUUCGAAUUUCAAUAAAUACGUCGGAAGGAUACAUUACUUAAACACAAUACAACUGGCUGAAAUCCACAAAGAUUCCGAUACAAACAACAUCACUCACGGAGUCCUUAUUCUUUAUUCCAACGAAAUAGUUCGACAUGAAUUCGAAGUAUUAAUUGCCACUGAACAUUGUGAAUGGUUAUGGUAUGAUAAAACAAAUGUCCCCGAAAAUAUAGUUCGUGGAGGCACCGCUUGGAAUUUAGAGCCAGUUUUUAUUGCCAAAAGACAAACUUCUUAUGAUGUUGGCAUUGCAUCGAUUUAUCUUACCUCAGACAAAAUCCAAUCUAGUCCAAAAUAUUCCGAUGGUUAUACAUAUGCUUUGAUUUGUGAUGAAAAUACAACAUGGGUUGAUGCAACAUCAACAAAUGUUCCCGAAAGUACUGUGCGAGCUGGUGAAGAUACUGGAAAUCCGAUUUAUGUUGCUCGAUUGUUGGGACCAUUGUCACAUGUACCGGGAAAUGUUGUACCAGGAUUGAAUAAGACUUUGGUUAUUUAUAAGGAUUAUGAACUUUCUUCAUUUAAUAUUCAAGUGCUUGUUGAGGAGGAGACAGAAGAGUAUAGCUGGUAUAAUAUGCAAGCUGGAAGUGGAAUUCCUGAUUAUGCAGUUGUGUGUGGAAUAUCGGAGAAUAAUGAAUUAAUGUAUUUGGCUAAAAUUAAUAUUGUUUUUCCAAUUUUAUUCUCAGAAACAAGGAAUAUUAGCUUUUUUGAUAUUUUGGUAAAAAGUGUUAAAUAAAUGUAUUUUAAAAAUAAAGAAAGGUUAAAGUAUGUACAAAAAAUCAAUAAAU